Messenger RNA from Suillus discolor, 1733 nucleotides. RefSeq lists its product as uncharacterized. Bases 77 to 1432 code for a protein of 451 amino acids. Gene Ontology annotation, molecular function: protein binding. The transcript is spliced from 2 exons. Lineage: Eukaryota; Fungi; Basidiomycota; Agaricomycetes; Boletales; Suillaceae. The record is from RefSeq and is a predicted model, not a curated record.
GUAGAAUUGAGAAAGAGUCGGACAAGAACUUGGUCGGCGGCAAAUUGGCAGGAGACCAAAAACAUUGGGAACGUCGAUGAACAGCGAUGCAACGGAGGCUGCACUCGGUCUCCUCAGCCUCUCUCCUCUAAACAACAACACAAUCCCUCAAAUCAGAAAACCAGUACAAAUACCGACACCAAGACCACCGCCAACGACAACACCAUUACAACCAGCGCUAUCAGCUAGCCCUCCUCUUCCAGACGCAGAUGCUAUCAGCUGCAUAUGUGGUUUUCUCUUUGACGAUGGUUUCAGCAUUGCCUGCGACGUCUGCUCUCGUUGGUGCCAUGCAGCAUGCUUCGAUAUUGUCGAGGGAGAGGUACCAGAAGAGUGGCGCUGUUGGGAUUGCGAUCCCCGUCCUGUUAACCGUGACCGUGCAGUUCGCCUCCAGAAGCAACGUAUUACAGAGAUGCACGUCAGGGAGAGGGAGAGAGACAAGGAAAAAGAUAGAGACAAGGGCAAAAAACGAGAUAGAGCUGGGUCGCCCGUACAACGACGACGAGCCAGCGCUGCUGCCAUCGAGGGCUCCGGAAAUACAAAGAAGAAACGUAGAGCAUCUAUCAUAUCCCCGUCGACGCCGCACCCACCGCCGACGCCAAUACAACAAGGCGAAGAUGAGCCGGUCGACAUCGACGAACCGUGGUCUCUAUCCUACGUCCCUAUCACUAAAGACAUCGCUACAACAGAAGCCCAUGCCAGACUCCGCAGACAAGCCCAGUCAUGGCGGGGCAUCACCGCCCUCUCACCACCCAUACAUCCCAACCGCACACAAAUCCACUCAGUCCCACCUACACCAUCUCCAAGUCAGCUGCAUACCAACCCCCUCGUUCGCCCGCCCACCUACAGCCUCCACACAACUACGCCGGUCCCUUCGUCGAGCUACAUUGCCCCGUUUACCUGCGCUAUCACCCCGAGCGCCUCUUACCUCGCCGACCCGCUCAAUGCGUACGCCCACCUUGGCAUGCCGAAGCCAUUCGUGCACCUGAUGGGUCCACCGCUGGACGUCGCCCUCGAUGCGAGAGUUGUUGGUGACGAGGGACGCUUUGCCCGGAGUGGGUGUCGUCCAAAUGCAGUGUUGAGGCCCUUACUGUGCCGUAAGGCAAAGGAUGAGUCCGAGAAAGAGAGGACAGAAAGCGUGAAGAAGGAGAGGAGGGAAAGCGGGAAGAAGAAGAACGACAAGACAGACUCAGAUGAAGAAACCCUAACAUUUGGCGUAUUCGCACUGCGCGACCUCAAAGCCAACGAAGAAGUCGUUCUCGGUUGGGAAUGGGACGACGGAAACGCAGUGCACAGUCUUCCAGCGCUCAUCGAGAGCCCACAUUUGUUCUCGUGCGUCUUUCUCUUAUCCUGUUCUUUCUUUUUAACCUUCAAUCUUUUGUUUCUUUGUAAUUGAUCCCGGACCAUUUACCGUUCCGACGUACCACCUAACUCACCUCCGUGCACAAAUGACCUCAAUUCUCCAUGCGCUCAGUUCCACAUUCACAACGUGUGCAUGCGGUGCCCGCGCAAGGGACUGCGUUUUGAAUGUCAUGGCGCAAUAUGUUGACAGCGAGCUUGAUGCAUCUAGUGUCACGUGUGCGUCAGGGCAGCCUAUGAAUGGUACGAGCGGGAUGACGAAUGGGAAUGGGGCGAGGCAGGCAGGAGAGGCGGAUGCCGGCGAUGGGUCGAGCUCAGACAAGGAAAAUUGGGGACAU